UGGGCGGAGUUUAUUCUGGUCUGACAGAAACAGCUCCUGACCUUUGGGACUAACAGGGCGGGAGAGAAAGAGAGGAGCUGCAUAAGGCACUAAUCGGAGCGCAAUGGCCUCGGAGUUCACUCAGGACGCGGUGCUGGUGUUCCUCCAGAGCCGCGGAGGCACAGUGAAAAACUCCGACCUGGUUCUGCACUUCAAAAACUUCAUUCGGGAUCAUGCGGACCAGGACCGAAACCGAGAGCUCUUCAAGAAGUUCGUCAACUCCGUGGCCACCGUCACACAGCUGGACGGAGUGUCUCAUGUGAUCCUCAGGAAGAAGUUCAGAGGAUAUGUCCCAGGUAAGGGGGCUGAAGUGGGCUCCUCCGACCCUCCGUGCGUCCCGGUCGGGAAGAACGCCGAAACUGCCGCUCCUAACAAGCCGCGACAGAAACCGCAGCAGAAAGAAGCGACUGCACCCGCCCCGUCGGGAGAAACUGCAACGAAAACAAUCCUACCUGUGGCUGGCCUCGUCCUGACCAACAACAACAGCGUGCAGGAGAAUUUAAACCUGAGGCAGCAGCAGGUACACCAGUCUAUACAACCAGUGACAGCACAGGUAGUGAGUCACAGCCCACAGACACCACAGCUGAAGACACCCAGUCUGCCCACGCCUCCUGCUCUCGAUCAGGCUUCUAAAGUGGGGCAGGGGCAGCGGAGAGUGGGUUUUGGUCCACCUCCUGGUGUCACACCUGCACCUCCUCACAGAGCAACCAGCCCAGGGUCAGAGGUCCUCACAGGGCAGAGGCAGCCAGAAGCGGGUGUUCAUGCUCAGCGUGCCCCCCGACGGGCGGGAAACAGGCCAAGCUACAAAACUGCUGUGAGCCAAGAUGAUGAAGAGGAGAAAGAGGAGGAGCUCACAGUGACGCAGAUUUCAGCAGGAGGAACGCGGCCCCCGAGCGCUCUGCUCAAUGCCCCGGGGAGGGUCACGCCUGCUCCUUCUUCAGGCCAGAAGAGUUACAGUCAGGGUACUGAGGGGCAAAUGCUCACCCCUCGGAGUCCAACUAGGGUCAUUCCGAAUAACAGCAACUUUGACCUGAGACGGCAGCAGGCACACAGCGCACCUGACCACUCUGUGCGACCAAUGUCAGCACAGACGGUGAGUCACAUCCCACAGAAACCACAGCUAAAGACACCCAGUCUGCCUACACCUCCUGCCCCAGAUCAGGCAUCUAAAGGGGGAGAGCUGAGAGUGGGUUUUGGUCCACUUCCUGGUGUCACACCUGCAUCUCCUCAUAGAGAAACCAGCCCGGGCCCUGAGGUCCUCACAGGGAGGAAGCAGCCAGAGGGGGAUGUUCACCCUCAGCGUGCCCCCCGAAGAGCAAGAAACAGGCCAAGCUACAAAACUGCUGUGAGCCAAGAUGAUGAAGAGGAGGUCAUAGUGACGAAGGGUUCAGCAGCAGGAGCGCGGCCCCCUAGCGUUCCACUCAGUGCCCCGGGGAGGGUUACGCCUGCUCCUUCCUCAGUCCAGAGGAGUUACAUUCAGGGUACUGAGGCCCUCAGAAGGGGGCCCCAGCCUCCAGAAGGUGGUCUUCAUCAGGAGCCUCCUGUGCCUCCACAGCUCACCCAAAGGCGUUUGAAGCACAGACAGAGCUAUAAAGCUGCUGUGAGUUAUGAUGAAGAUGACGUAGAGGAGGUCCCCAUGAGGCGAGGUUCAGGAGGAGGAGCGUGGCCACUGAAUGUGCCGCUUGGUGACACAGUGAGGGCCAUGUCUUCCUCAUCGCCAUGCAUCAUAGACACGCCUGCACCUUCAUCUGUCCCACAGAUUUACAUCCAGGGCGCUGAAGGGGAAAAGCUCAGCCCUCACUAUCUAGGUUUGAGGGAGGAAACUGCAGGCCCUAGGCUGGAACUGGGCGAGACCACCAGACGCAGCCUGCCUUUGGAGACGGCACUCCACCGCAACAUCCAGCAGGGCCACCAAUACUCACCACUCUCAAGGGAACCCAAACCAGAGACCAAUCAGAGCGACGGACCGUUGAUGUCGUCCAGCCACAGCAGCAUCUACUUGCCCUCGUCCGCUGGCGGCUUCCACAGCACCAAGUGGCCGCCGUCUAACUCCACCAGAGAAUUGGGAUGGACCAGCAGCUCCUCGGAUCUGCAGAUCAGAGCAGGUGUGCCUGUAGGCGUGCCCAGAAUCCAGGGAACUGUCAAACGAACCAAAGAGGGUAUGUCGGACUCCAUGAUGAGUCGUGCUGACACUAAAAUAGUGCCUUGGCAUCGCUCCACCGGUCAGCUCUAUGACGAGCAGGAGCCCUCAGCUCGUUCGUCACCGCUGCGUCGCUCCACUGACCAGCUCAACGAGAACCAAUCCUCUCCGGGCCGAGUGGCACCGUUUUAUCUUUCCACAGGUGAUCUCUGUGAUCGUGAAGACGCAGUGUCAAGCGAUGACUCCGUCUCUUCACCUUACCUGCGGCAACGCCCUGGUGCCACCAACCGGAUGAGCACCAAACAAAGGAUGUCCCUCAGCAUGGGAGCCGACCUGGACCAGAUUCUUCAGGAGGAGGCAAGGGAAGGAAGAGGAACCGAGGAGGCUCGGAGGAGCCGCCUCCACCGGAUUUCUUCCUCGCUCAGCCUCCGCCACAAUCUGUCGUGCUCCUCAUUAUCAUCCUGUUCCACGCCGCCUCGAAGCCACAGCCUCGCCAGUCUGGACGAGCCAAAAGGAGAAAAGAUGAAUCUAUCUACAGAAGCCUCGCCCUCCUCCAACCACCGUGACAACCAUGGUCGACAUUCGCUGGUUCCUUUGGAGCCGAGGGAACAUACCUGGCUGGUUAAGGCGGCGGCGGGCAACUGGCCGGAAAUCUACACCCUCUUCAGAGAGGAACCGUCCCUCCUCAACAAAAAAGACUUCAUCUCAGGCUUCACUGUACUGCACUGGAUUGCCAAACACGGCGACCACCGAGUCCUCAACACUCUAGGGUAUGGAAUUGAAAAGCACUCUCUUACCUUCGACGUAAACGCCAGGUCUAACAGCGGUCACACGCCUCUCCACAUUGCUGUCAUGCACGGUCACAAAAACAUCAUUCGGUUGCUAAUCAAGAAGUUCCAAGCUAAUGUGAAGCAGAGAGACAUGGCAGGUAAGAGACCUUGGCAGUACCUGAGCCUCGACGCGCCACUGGAAAUGUUCCACUUGCUCGCAGCGCCGAUGCAGGACGUUAUGUCAGGAAAGAAAGGUGUCGAGAUGGCAAACACCAGCUGGGAGCAGCAGCAGAAGCAAAGCCGCCACCUGCGUCACCAUGCCUCCUCAGCUUCAAGAGAGAGCCCGCUGACAAUUGCGAGUAGAACGAAGGUGAAACGGGCAACCUCACUUGCUGCGUUGCUUAAACACAAACCAUUAAUACGAUUUCAAGCAAAUCAGGUGAACUCCUCAGCUUAAACUUCAGAGUUAAGCUUGUUUCAAGAGUCUUGCAACAUGGAAUAGUCAGAACAGCUAGCUGGUCCGCAGGUCUUAAGAACUACCAAGACCGAGAUUAAGAAGCAGCUAACUGUUUGUCACACUUGUUCCUUUGUCAUAUGCUUGGGCACCAGCAGUGAUUCUCAUACAGUAGUGAAAAAUAUUUCCUUUCCUGAAACCAGCAAAAACUGCCAGAAACUAUUAAAAGAACAAGCCAUGCUGAUUAGGCCACUGCAUAAUUCACUUUAAUAUAACUUUACAGUGUUCACAGUAGCAGUCAGUGUUACCACCUUAUUAAUUAUCUAGCUAUUUAACACAGAAACAAGUAUUAAAUAGACACAAUGACUGCAUGACAUCAUGUGAAAAAACCUCAAUACCUGCCUGGUUAAACCUCUUUUGGAGAAAAAAACUCAACACACCCUCUGGUGGUAAUGCUGGUAGUUCCUAAACACGCAUUUUUAAGAAUGAUCUUGUUUUACAUAAAGAGCAGUGGCAUACCAAUAAUCGCCCUUUCUUUCAGUGAAACUGAAAAUAUGCAACAGGAUAAACAGGAUUUCUUCACAGUGGAUAUAUAGAACUGCACAUUUUCAGGGUAUGUAGGACUUGACUGCCUCCUCUCUCCUCUGUGAAGACCUUUCUGAACUAUAAAACCCUAUAAACAGAUAAAUCAGCUCUUUCAACAGCAGCUGUGAGCUUUGCUUUUAAAGCCUCAUUUGUAGGUCCUUUUCUGCUGUUGAUUGUUGGAAGCCUCUCCAACUGGAUAAAUAUGCUGUAUAAUAUUUCACCACUUCUUAUUAUAACAAAAGAGAGAUUAGUUUUUUGAAGGCCAAAACCUUGAGCUCAGGCCAAACAACUGCAAUAAAGAGAAUCAUGAGUUUCCAUGGCAGACUUUGAAUGCCUAACAAGAGAUUGUAUCACAAAGAAGCUGAAAUAUGAUCUAAAGAAUGCGAUUGUUUAAGUGGGGAUCUGAUCUGCGAGCGCUUGACUGGUUUUCAGCAAGACUUUAUUAUCUUGCAGUUGUGACAGGAGAACAUACAAGGUGUACGUUUACAAGCUGCAGGCUAACAGGAGAGACAGUUCCAGUUUCAGCCGUGAUUCAUUUACUGAUACUUAUUUAGAGUUUGGAGUACACACCGCUGCUUUGUUAAUGUCUGUUUUACAUUCCUCCUGCUGUUUACACAUCAUCCAUCAGUUUGUUCAGUGAUUUCCCC
Messenger RNA from Pundamilia nyererei, 4635 nucleotides. RefSeq names its product sosondowah ankyrin repeat domain family member B (gene sowahb). The record is from RefSeq and is a predicted model, not a curated record. The transcript has 5 exons. Lineage: Eukaryota; Metazoa; Chordata; Actinopteri; Cichliformes; Cichlidae. Gene Ontology annotation, molecular function: protein binding. The coding region runs from base 104 to 3406 and encodes 1100 amino acids.